This is a messenger RNA of Penicillium bovifimosum, 747 nucleotides long. Its product is annotated as GPALPP motifs-containing protein 1. The coding region runs from base 1 to 747 and encodes 248 amino acids. The transcript is spliced from 2 exons. The record is from RefSeq and is a predicted model, not a curated record. Lineage: Eukaryota; Fungi; Ascomycota; Eurotiomycetes; Eurotiales; Aspergillaceae.
AUGGACUCAAUAUCCAAGCGGAAACUUAAUGAGACCGAAGGGGAUCAGCAAAUUGAGUCGGUCUCCAAGCAACGGAAGGUAAUCGGACCCUGUCUACCCCCGUCUCAGGAUGCGGCCCACACCAUGAACAGCAAGACUGGCAGUGACAGUGAUGACGACGACGACGACGAUGAUGAUUUUGGCCCAAGUCUUCCUCCGUCUGCUCCAUUGGAAGAUUUUACGCAACCAGAGCCUAAGAUUACCAAUACAGCGGAUGUGCCCAGCUCGGAGGAAAAGGAAAGCCAGCGAGAUCAAUGGAUGCUGCAACCUCCUACCCAUUCCGAUUGGGCUUCCAAGGUCGACCCCACACAGCUACGAAACCGCAAGUUCAAUACAGGCAAAGCCGCUUCGGCGCCCAAACACAUGGAUUCUUCAUGGGUCGAAACUCCAGAGGAGCGCAUGAGGCGGCUACAGGAUGCAGUCAUGGGCGUUAGUUCUUCCACACACCAGGCCACGAAUCAGGUUGGUUCUUCAAAGACAAAAUUGGUGGCAGAGAAAAUUCAGAAGUACAAGGACAUAACUGGAAAGGCGGCUCGCCUGGAAACUUCAGGUCAGGCUCAAAAAGAGGACGAUGAUCCAAGUGGGCGUGCAUUCGAUCGCGAGAAGGACAUGGCAGUUUCAUCGAAGAUAUCUAAUGCCCAGCGCCGGGAAAUGGUAAAAAAGGCUGCGGAUUAUAGCACACGGUUCACGCAAGGAAACUUCCUAUGA